CUCUCCAACCAAAAAUGAAGAGUGGAAGACUGCCCUUCACACCAUCUCUUCUGCUUACGGUGAUCAUGAUGAUGGUCAUGUUCCAUGACACUAGCUAUGCAAAGCAGAGUGUCGAUCUCUGUUCUUCUUCAUGCGGCGAUAUCCAUAAUAUCACCUCUCCUUUCCGACUAACAAGUGAUCCGUUGAGCUGUGGCGAUGUAAGGUACAACCUUUCUUGCGAGAACAACCUUACACUAGUCAUACGCUUGCCUGUUGAGUCAAUAGAUGCUGGACAAGGUCAUGUCAUGUCUAAAAAAGGCUUCCCAGAAUACCAAAUAUACAACGUAAAGGCCAUAAAUUACAACAACUACACAAUUCGACUCGUCGAUCCCAAUAUUACGAAAAAUAACAAUUCCUCCUCCAUCCCCAAAAAUACCUUCUACGAGGGGCAACUUUAUAGUUUGCCCGGUACUAAUCCUCCGUACGAAACUGUUAUGAGGUCGGGCUUAUUACGCGGCUCCUUCAUUCUCCAAUAUGCCGUUCCGAUCAAGAAGGAAGUACUACUCAUAUUACUUGGUAUUGGACAAUAA
Messenger RNA from Morus notabilis, 569 nucleotides. RefSeq lists its product as uncharacterized. NCBI's taxonomy places the organism in Eukaryota, Viridiplantae, Streptophyta, Magnoliopsida, Rosales, Moraceae. Bases 15 to 569 code for a protein of 184 amino acids. The transcript is spliced from 2 exons. The record is from RefSeq and is a predicted model, not a curated record. Gene Ontology annotation, molecular function: polysaccharide binding.